Molecule: messenger RNA, 1993 nt
Organism: Aethina tumida (small hive beetle)
Lineage: Eukaryota; Metazoa; Arthropoda; Insecta; Coleoptera; Nitidulidae
Product: protein Malvolio-like
Exons: 10
Coding region: 230-1939 (569 amino acids)
Biological process (GO): response to manganese ion; metal ion transport; manganese ion homeostasis
Cellular component (GO): apical plasma membrane
Molecular function (GO): cadmium ion transmembrane transporter activity; manganese ion transmembrane transporter activity; iron ion transmembrane transporter activity
Source: RefSeq, a predicted model, not a curated record
UAUCCAAUCCAGUUCUGUUUAUCAAUUUGCAACUCUCCCAUCCAACGUAUCAGAAAGAAAUUAUCUCCCUAACAAAUGAGUCAGUCGCUUCCUUUUUUAUAAUCUGCGGUUACGGGGAUUUAACCAGCAUUACUAAUACAAACAAAUUGACUGAAUUAAGCACGCGCCUGGCAAAUAUUUGCCAAUGGGUUUUUUAUAUAUUGCGUUAUUGUUGUGCAGUCCUGAUUAGAUGGAGGUUGGACGAGCCGUUGCUGCAUCCAGGCACGCCGAUGCCAGAGGUGAUCGAGGUGUGGAAUCGGUGGAAUCCACCACCUCGGACAACACUUACCCUUCAAACGAAUCGGUACAGGAUGAGACGACCAAUCAAACUUACUUCGCUGACGAACGGAUUUUAAUACCGGAAGAUGAUCAGACGAAGUUCAGUUUUAAAAAAUUAUGGGCAUUCACCGGUCCGGGCUUUCUGAUGUCCAUAGCGUUUUUAGAUCCCGGUAAUGUUGAAAGUGAUUUAGAAUGUGGCUCAAUUGUGGGGUACAAAUUAUUAUGGGUGCUGCUUUGGUCGACGAUUUUAGGGUUGCUCAUUCAGCGUUUGUCUGCGAGAUUAGGUGUGGUGACUGGUUUGCAUUUGGCUGAAAUGUGUUAUAGAAAGUACCAGAAGUUUCCAAGAAUAAUUAUAUGGUUGAUGAUUGAAAUUGCUAUUAUAGGUUCAGAUAUGCAGGAGGUAAUCGGUACUGCCGUUGCCAUUUACCUUCUGUCCAACACCAAGGUGCCAAUUUGGGGUGGUGUCCUGAUAACAAUCAUCGACACUUUCACAUUCCUGUUUCUAGAAAAGUACAGUCUAAGGAAGCUGGAACUGUUCUUUGGUUUUCUAAUAACAGUUAUGGCAGUAUCCUUCGGUUACGAGUACGUAGCUUCAAAACCUGACGAAUUGGCUAUUUUAAAGGGAGUCGCAAUACCCUGGUGUUCAAACUGCGACAGCAGAGCUUUGUUGCAAGCUGUCGGGAUUAUAGGUGCCAUAAUAAUGCCCCACAAUUUAUUCCUGCACUCCGCUUUGGUCAAGUCCAGGGAAAUCGACCGGACUAAGCCAAAGAAAGUUAGCGAGGCAAAUUUUUACUUUUUCAUCGAAGCUGCAAUCGCCUUAUUCGUUAGUUUCAUUAUAAACUUGUUUGUUAUAGCCGUUUUCGCGAAGGGGUUGUACCAAAAGACCAACAGGGAAGUUCACAAAACUUGCCUGAAGUACCCGAGCAUAAACGCCUCGAUUUUCCCCGAGAACGACGAAUACGUCGAGGCGGAUUUGUACAAAGGUGGCAUCUUCUUGGGAUGCACCUAUGGACUUGCCGCCAUGUACAUUUGGGCCGUCGGUAUUUUGGCGGCCGGACAAAGCUCCACGAUGACCGGAACGUACGCCGGCCAAUUUUCGAUGGAAGGCUUCCUGAACUUACAGUGGGCGAGAUGGAAACGAGUUCUUUUAACUAGAUCCAUAGCGAUUGUGCCCACUUUUAUAAUAGCCUUUUACAGAAACUUGGAGGAUCUGACCGCCAUGAAUGAUAUUUUGAACGCUGUCAUGAGUUUGCAGUUGCCCUUUGCGGCGAUUCCUUGCAUCGCAUUCACCAGCGACAAAAAAAUCAUGGGUGAAUUUGUCAACGGAUUCUUUACGAAGACUGUUAACAUUUUAAUGAGUGUUGGAGUUAUCGGUAUUAACACUUAUUUUGUAAUAAAUUUAGUACAAGGUUAUCAUUUUGAAUGGUAUUAUUUAACACUUGUCUACAUUUUUGGUAUAUUUUAUUUGUUGUUUUGCAUUUAUUUAAUCUUACAUUUGAUUGUAUCUAUGGGGAAGUUACAAAAUAUUGGUUUUAUUGAAAAAUAUGUUAUGGGAGGAAUGGAAUACAGAUUAAACAACCAAAGAUUUGCCAAUUACGGUGCUACAUCUGUUAAUGCAUAGUUCAUUUAUUAAUGUUUUAUAUUAAGUGGUAAUAAAGUUUUUAUGUAAAAGUUC